This is a messenger RNA of Aspergillus chevalieri, 1275 nucleotides long. Its product is annotated as putative serine/threonine-protein phosphatase. The transcript has 3 exons. Bases 1 to 1275 code for a protein of 424 amino acids. Gene Ontology annotation, biological process: polyphosphate catabolic process. Gene Ontology annotation, cellular component: cytoplasm. The record is from RefSeq and is a predicted model, not a curated record. Gene Ontology annotation, molecular function: phosphatase activity; endopolyphosphatase activity. Lineage: Eukaryota; Fungi; Ascomycota; Eurotiomycetes; Eurotiales; Aspergillaceae.
AUGAACCUCAAACAUCUUCAACAUUUUGGAUAUAGAUUCAAAUCUCCAAUAUUUUACUUCAUUUGUAUAUUUACCAUCGUGAUCUGUUGGAUGUGGCAACGGGAUACGAUCAUGGACCAGCAACUAAACGGGCAUUCGUCCCCGCUGCACGAUGCGACAAUUGAACAGACGAAAAACAUGCUUGAAAAUAUCUCUUUAUUAUCGAAGACUCAAGACUAUACUGGCCAUGACGAUGAUGCUAAUAAGCCACUCCGAAUCGAAUCAUUGAAUCCCGCAUUGUUGCCCAGCAAUGACGCUGUAACAACGACUGCAACAUCCCAGAAGAGACUGAUCAUCAUCGGUGAUGUGCAUGGAUGCAAAGCUUCAUUGGAUGCGUUGUUGGAGAAAUUGUCCUUUGCACCUGAUCAUGACCAUCUUAUCUUCACGGGGGAUCUUAUCAAUAAAGGGCCCGAUAGCCUUGGGGUUGUCGAUCUGGCACGGAAAUACUCUGCUUCCUCUGUGCGUGGGAAUCAUGAGGAUCGGAUUCUGCGGUUACGGCAGGAGAUGAUGGCACAGAGCGAGGAGUCGUCAUCGAGUACUGAGGAUGAAAGUGAAUCGGAAGAAGAAGAGAAAGGAGAAAAGGAGAUAGGAAAGAAACCAGACAAGAAUGAUGAGAAGAAGAAAGAUAAAAAGGAGAAAAAGGAAAAGAAGAAAGAAAAGAAGAAGUUGAAAAAGAAGGAGAAGAAAGAGAAGAAAAAAGACAAGAAGGACAAGAAGGAUAAGAAAGAUAAGAAAGGAAAAGAUCAGAAAGGUGGCAAAGAAGCCCGCGAACGCCACCUAGCGCUUCAGCUGAGCGAUAAGCAAGCACAAUGGCUCGAGUCCUGUCCGAUGAUCCUCAAACUGGGAUGGAUUCGCGGCAUGGGCGAGGUGGUCGUGGUGCAUGCAGGCUUACUCCCGGACAUUGAGUUGGAGAAGCAAGAUCCGUGGAAUGUUAUGAAUAUGCGUUCGGUUGAUUUCGAUAAGAAAAAAGUGCUUGAUUCGCACCAGGGGACUAUGUGGGCCAGGUUAUUCAACAAACACUACUCAACUAUGGCGAGCAAGAAUGUUGACUCAGCAGCAUCCACGAUGACGGUCAUUUACGGCCACGAUUCAAAAACGGGCCUUGCCAUAAGCGAUUAUACCAAGGGCCUGGAUUCGGGUUGCGUCAAAGGGGAGAAGCUUACGGCUUUGGUGAUUGAAGUAGGUGGGAAACAGAGUCUUGUACAGCAGAAAUGCCGUGACGAUGUUAAGGAGUAG